CUCUGAAGACAGUGUAGGUUUUUUUUAAAUUUAUUUUUAUAUUCAGUAGAUAUGAAGGAUAUUUAGAAGAUACGUGCAAAACACAAGAAAUAAUAAGUAAGUGUGCCUGUAAGUAUAUGUGUGUACCUACUACUAGAUUUCACUACUGGCAUUACCAUGACUUGUGUGCUCCUUCCUGAUCUCCUCUUAAUUCCUCUCUGGGUGUUCCUUUUGUGUUUAUUGUAACCUUGCCUUUCGCUGUAGCUUUAGCACAUAUGUUUGUAUCUCUAAAUAAUGUAUCAUUUGGCUUCAUACAUACUUUAUACAAGUGGAAUCAUACUCUCUGUAUUCUGCAGGUCAGUUUUUCACUCCAAGUUGCCUUUCUGAGAUGGCUCCAUGUUAUAUAUAUAGUUAAGUUACAUCCACUAAACUCCGUUUCGUUAUUCUUUCUACUGUUGAUGGACAUUUGUUGUUACAUCAGAUAGUUUGCUUAUCAACAUUCUUCAGCAUGUCUUGUGACGCUGUGUGUGCAAGAGUCUUCAUAGAGUAUACAUCUAAGAGUAGAAUUGCUGGAUCAGAAUAUGUUUAUAUUCACUUUCACUAGGUGGUGCAAAUCUAUCUCCCAAAGUAGUGUAACAAUAUGUUCCUUCCUGCAGUGUUUAAACAUUCCAGUUAUUCCAUAACCUCACCUACAUUUGAUAGUGAUUUUGCCUAUUUAGUAGUGCGACGUGUUAUAGAGGCUUUGUUACUUAUUAAGGAGGUUUUGUACCUUUUUGAGUGUUUCUUGGUUUUAGGUUUCCUUUCUGUAAAGUUCCCAUUAGAGGCUUUUGGAAAUGUUUUAUUCGGUAGUUUCUUUUAAAGCAGUUGGCUUGUAGGGUUCCUUAUGUAGCCUGGCUACUAACCCAUUGUCAGUUACAUGUAUUACAAAUAUCUUUCAUUAGUUUGUGUCUGUUCUUACUCUGUUUGUGGCAUCUUUCUUGAAUUAGAAUUUUCAAUUUUAAUUUUUAUCAGAUUCAUCUUCACACAACCUCAAUCCAGAAUCAUGAAAAUAUUAGCCUAUAUUUUCUUACAAAAGUUCUCUUUUUGUCUUUCACAUUUAAGUCUGUAAUACACCUGUUAUUGAUCUCUGUGUCAAGUGAGAAAUAAUUCUUUUUUCUUACUUUGUUGAUCAACUGUUUAAACACCAUGUUUUGAAAAGUCCCAUUUUUUCCCUCUGAUUUACAGUAUUAACGGUCAUAAAUUUUUGCAUCUUUGUGCUUUGUGUCUAGGUUUUCUUUCCUAUUUUGUUAGGCAAUUUAUGGAUCCCUGUGCUAAAACUACAGUCUUAUUUACUAUAGAUUAACAAUAAUUCUUGGUUAACAAUAAUUCUUGAUCUAGUAAGAUAAGUCCCUUCAACUUAAAUUUCAGUAAUUUCUUGGCUAUUCUUGGACCAUUUGACUUUGAUACACAUUUUAGAAUCAGCUUCUCAGACAACAUAUACACAGUCCUCUUGGGAUUUCCUUUGGAAUCACUGAAUUUAUUGAUAAAUUUGUGUGAGAAUUAACAUGUUUAUGAUUUGGAGUCCUCCAAUCCAUGAAUAGGGUACUUCUAUCCUUUUAUUUAGAUCUUAUUAAAUGUCUUAAUAAAGGUACAAAAUUUUGUUUCAAGCAUCUUUUGAUUUAUGUGUAGAUAAUUUUAUAUUCUUCAGUGCUGUUGUAUUUGUUAAAAUCACAUUUUGCUCCAUUGAUUUUUAUACAUUAAAUCCCACUGUCUUGUGAUUGUUCUAAAUUUUCUACAUGGACAACCAAAUCAUCUUUAUAAAGACAGUUUAUUUUUUCCUUUGGGUUGUUUGUUUGUUUUGUUUUUAUUUUGCCAGAUACGCUGGUUGGGACCUCCAGUACAGUUUUGAAUAGAAGCAAUGAACAGGACCAACCUUACUGUUUAUUGCCCAUAUAUAGUCAUUUUUAAUAAAUGGCUUGGUGUGCUUUGAAAGAGUAUAUAUUCUGUUGUUCAGUAUAGUAUUCUGUACAUGUCAUUUGAAGCAAAUUUUUGAUGGUAUUCAAAUCUAGUACAGUCUAAACAUUUUUUUGUAUGCUCUUGUGAUUUUCAGUAAAAUAUCUCACUGAUGGUAGAAUGUCAGUUCAUUUUAGGUCUUUCAAUUUUUCCUUUGUAUAUUUUGAUGCAGUGAUGCUACACGUUAGGUUUCCUAUGUCUGUUUGGUGAUUUGAACCUUUAACAUUAUGUGGGAAUCCUCUUUGUAUUCUUUACUUCAAUAUCCAUUUGGUUUGAUAUUUCUAUAGCAUUUUGGAGGGGGGGGUUGGUGGUCACCUAGUGUAUCUUUUUAAAUUUUUAUUUUAAAAGCUAAUUUGGGGAUAUUUAAUCUCCAGGGAGAUUUUUUUAUUCCCUUCCUCCCCAUAGCAAGUUUGAAACAGGCAAUUUUCCUUGUGUUCUCUGGGUGGAUGGGGACAGGGGGUAAAGUGGAUUUUUUCUAGUUUGUCCUUAAUGAACUUGAGGAAAAUACAGGUUUUCCAGUUAACACCCUCCACUUAGGAAAGGUUUUUUUCUUCUCCUUCCUGUAACCGUGAUACCCCCAAAUCUUUUUAUUUUACUUGGUUAACUAAGCAAAUACUCUCAAACUGAACCAGCCUUCAGUGUUUACUUACCUUGCCACCUUCUCAUUUUCUCUUCAUUUUUGGACUCUUGUAUAUGUGUUUAACUUAACACCUCAAGGCAUUUUUAAAAAUGUUUAUAAUACUUAACGUAUAUAAUAAUAGUUUUCUGCGGGAAAGUUGUCCCUAGGCAUUCUAGGAAAGAAUCUGCGGUCUGUAGUGGCUGUGUCAUGCAUGUGGUUCUCUGCCUUGCUUGUAGUUCUUAGCCCUGUUUUCACAGGAGGUAAUCAAGAGAACUUUCUCAUUUAAUGGCAGCUUAGGUUUCUAAAAUAGAGAGCAUAUAGUCUAUCCUGGAAAAAUACUCUAUGAAUACAAGCUAAUACUAUGUUUUGAACUGAAAACAAUGCACAAACUUGUAUGCCUUGUCGAUCUAAGUCCUCCAAGUCACAAAUACUGGCAAAAGCAUGGUAAUUGUAAGGCAUGGGAAUGAAAGGAAGAAAUUAGCUUUUUUAGUUUAUUUUGAUAUUUAGACAAUAAACAUGAACAGUUGUCAGGUAUACUUGAUUUACUUUAAAAUCAUUCUCGUUCAUAGAGAUUAUUUUUUUCUUGUGAUCCCUGUAUUUUAAUAAAAUAACAAAACCCCACAUAUUUAAGUUUGAACAUUUUGCCAAAAGAGGGCAGUAUUCACCCACUGUAGAAUGCAAAGGGACUGAGAAAUUAUUGGAAAGAAGGCAAAUGAAUUUAUUUUUCUUCAUAAGAUUGGUAAAGUUUGACAAAACUAGAUCUGCAAUCUUGGAUUUGUCGCCCAGUCUGGUCAUCUGGGAUUGUUGCCUAGAUUGGGCCAUCUCAAGUUUUAUUUUUAUAUUACUUUUACAUUUUUUAAAGUGCUAGUUUAGGGUUAAAAGUCUUUAAGGAUAAAACUAAAAACCUUUUCUAAAUACCUGCCUAGAGUCACCAAAAAACUCAUGUUUAAGGCAUAUUUAUUGAAGUCUGUAUUUGCCAGUGUCCUCAGGGCUGCUCACCUCGGUGACCUGUGGCCAGUUAAACCUGGUGAAAAAUGAGUGUGCAGCCAACGGUGCUGCCACCGAGCCCAGCGGUGGUUCAGCCUUGUUCUACUUUAAACUUAGGUUUGUCGAUCAGUUUGUCUCCUCUGCUUGAUGGUGUAGAGGUUCAUGGUGUAGAUAUAACCGCUUUAAAUAUUAAAGGAAGAAAUAGGAAGUAGCUGGUUUGAAUCUUGAGCGAAAUGCUUUGGUCUUCAGGUGUAGAAUAGGAAGAAAUGAAACCAUUUUUUGAAAUCGUACUUUGGAGCAGGGAAGGAAAAUGUGAGCCUAGAUCAUUUAUUAGAACUCUCUCUGCCCUUUAGGAUUUAGUAAUACUAUCAGAUAAAAAGAAAAGCUGUUCUGCAUUGAUUCAAUAAAUAACUUGCCCUUCAAAAGGACAGCUAGGGGGAGAAAAAAAGGACAGCUAAGGUGUAAGUGGCUAGCGCUUAACAUAACGUGCAGUGGAAGCAACUUUGGAAAAGUUUAUUUGCAUUUCGCUGCGCAAAUGGAGUACGUUUGUUUCUGAAAGCGGCUUUUGCAUGGACAAGCUUCCCCGCGUCCCUGAGAGUCCCGCGCCCCCUAGAGGCGGCGGGCGCCCUCCGUCCUGUAAUGUGAUCUCCCUGCUCUGGAUUGGUCAGAGGCUGAGUUUUCCCUGGGAGCAGCGCUUAGCUGGGACUCCGUAAGGCAGGUCCCGCACCGCAGCCACCGCUGCCACCACCUCUGUCGCCACCCCCGCUGCUGCUGCUCCUGCUGCUUCGCUUCCAGCAGCGGAUGGAGCGAUGGAGUCCAGACUCUUCUGCUGGACCACUUGCUUUCUCCUGAUCGUGUGGUGCCUGCCGGUGCUACCCUGCCCUAGCCGGUGCCUUUGCUUGACGAGCACCGUCCGCUGCAUGCACUUGAUGCUGGAUCACAUUCCUCAGGUGCCGCAGCAGACCACAGUCCUAGACUUGAGGUUUAACAGAAUACAAGAAAUUCCUGGGAGUGCCUUCAAGAAACUCAAGAAUUUGAACACUCUUCUCCUGAACAGCAACCAAAUCAGACAGAUUUCCAGAAAUGCUUUUGAAGGACUUGAAAAUUUGCUUUAUCUGUAUCUGUACAAGAAUGAAAUUCAUGCCCUAGAUAAGCAAACAUUUAAAGGACUCAUAUCUUUGGAACAGCUGUAUCUUCAUUUCAACCAAAUAGAAACACUACAGCCAGAGACCUUUGGAGACCUUCUGAAAUUAGAACGACUGUUUUUGCAUAACAACAAAUUAUCUAAAAUCCCAGCUGGGAGUUUUUCUCAUCUGGAUUCAUUAAAGAGACUGCGUCUGGAUUCCAAUGCUCUAGUUUGUGACUGUGAUUUAAAAUGGCUGGGGGAACUUAUGCAAGGCUAUGCCCGAAAUGGCCAAACUCAGGCUGCCGCUACAUGUGAAUAUCCCAGAAGCCUCCAGGGACGCUCCAUCGCUUCGUUAACAGUAGAGGAAUUCAACUGUGAGAGUCCUCGAAUUACUUUUGAGCCCCAAGAUGUGGAGGUUACAUCAGGGAAUACUGUCUACUUUACUUGCCGGGCUGAAGGAAACCCCAAACCGAAGAUUAUUUGGAUACAUAACAACCACUUACUGGAUUUGGAAGAUGAUACUCGACUUAACUUGUUUGAUGAUGGGACACUCAUGAUCCGAAACACUCGUGAGUCAGACCAAGGUGAAUAUCAGUGUAUGGCCAGAAACUCAGCUGGAGAGGUCAAGACACAGAAUGCCAUGCUCAGAUACUCCAAUCCUCCAGCCAAGCCUAGUUUUAUAAUCCAGCCCCAGGACACAGAGGUUUUAAUUGGCACCAACACAACUUUGGAAUGUAUGGCCACAGGCCACCCACACCCCCAUGUUACUUGGACUAGGGGCAGCGGAGAGGCCCUGGAUGAAUCCAGGCACCUGGCUACUUCUGGAGGACUGUACUUGCAGAAUGUCACCCUGCGGGAUCAUGGUCAAUUUACCUGUCACGCCAACAAUAAUCAAGGCUCUGUUCAAGCUACAGCAAACAUAAUUGUACGAGCUCCUCCACAAUUCACAAUAAUCCCCAAGGAUCAAGUGGUGCUAGAAGGACACACUGUAGAAUUUCUCUGUGAAGCUGAAGGCAACCCACCUCCAGUAAUUGCCUGGACCAAAGCAGGAGGGCAGCUCCCUCAGGAAGGUCUGCAUACAGUUCUCUCCUCUGGCACUUUGAGAAUUGACGACGCAGCACAUCAUGACCAAGGCCAAUAUGAAUGUCAGGCAGUAAGUCCUUUGGGAGUGAAAAAAGCAUCUGUGCAGCUGACUGUAAAACCCAAAGCUCUCCCAGUGUUUACUCAACUACCUCAGGAUACAAGUGUAGAGGUUGGCAAGAAUAUAAACAUUUCAUGUCAUGUUCAAGGAGAACCACAACCCAUAAUUACCUGGAACAAGGCAGGUGUUCAGAUUACUGAGAGUGGCAAAUUCCAUGUCAGUGGUGAAGGCAUGCUAACCAUCUAUGAUGCAGGGCAAGCUGACCAAGGAAGAUACGAAUGUGUGGCUCGGAAUUCAUUUGGCCUUGUCACAGCCAGCAUGUUUCUCACAGUUGUAGCAAUACAGGGUAGACAAGCUGGAGACGACUUUGUCGAAUCAUCCAUUCUUGAUGCUCUACAGAGGGUUGACAGUGCAAUUAACUCCACACGAAGACGUUUGUUUUCACAAAAACCUUGCACCCCCAGUGAUCUGCUGGCUCGGUUUCGUUAUCCGCAUGACCCCUUUACCGUGGAGACAGCAAGAGCUGGGGAGAUUUUUGAGCACACACUUCUGCUGAUCCAGGAACACGUGAAGCAGGGGCUCACUGUUGAUUUGGAGGGCAGAGAAUUCCGCUACAAUGACUUGGUGUCCCCACACUACCUUAGCCUCAUCGCCAAUUUAUCUGGAUGUACGGCCCACAGGCAGGUGCCCAACUGCUCUGACAUGUGUUUCCAUCAGAAAUACCGAGCCCAGGAUGGAACGUGCAACAACCUGCAGCACCCCAUGUGGGGUGCAUCCCUGACUGCCUUUGAGCGCAUCCUGAAGCCUGCCUACGAGAACGGCUUCAACCUGCCGCGUGGGGUCGGCCUUCAUGCCCUGUCAGGCGGGUAUUCCCUCCCACCGCCCAGGCUGGUCUCCACGGAGAUGGCGGCCACAGCCACGGUCACCCCUGACCAUCAAUACACACACAUGCUCAUGCAGUGGGGCCAAUUUUUAGACCACGAUCUGGACCACACAGUGCCUGCUUUGAGCACAUCCCGCUUCUCUGAUGGGCAGUCUUGUAGCUCCGUGUGUACGAAUGAUCCUCCUUGCUUCCCCAUCAUCAUUCCUGACACUGACCCCCGAGGGAUCCGAGCCCCGUGCAUGUUCUUUGCGCGCUCCAGCCCCGUGUGUGGCAGCGGCAUGACCUCCUUGGUGAUGAAUUCAGUCUACGCAAGAGAACAGAUUAACCAGCUCACAGCCUAUAUAGAUGCCUCUAAUGUCUAUGGGAGUUCGGAGCGGGAAUCCCAAAUUCUCCGAGACUACUCAGAGCCCCGGGGACUUCUGAGGACAGGCUUGCUGUGGGUCCCAUCCGGAAAGCCCUUACUGCCCUUUUCUGUGGGCCCACCCACCGAGUGCACAAGGUCGGAGCAGGGCAGCCGCAGCCCCUGUUUCCUGGCGGGGGACCACAGGGCCAACGAGCAGCUGGCCCUCACAGCCAUGCACACCUUGUGGUUUCGGGAACACAAUAGGGUCGCCACAGAGCUGUCUGCCCUGAACCCCCACUGGGACGGAGACACCCUUUAUCAUGAGGCCAGGAAGAUCGUGGGCGCUCAGCUACAGCACAUCACCUACAGCCACUGGCUGCCCAAGAUUCUGGGGGAACCUGGCAUGAAGAUGCUGCAGAAUUACCAGGGCUACAACCCCAACGUGAAUGCAGGGAUCAUUAACUCUUUUGCUACUGCAGCCUUCAGAUUUGGCCACACCUUAAUCAAUCCUAUUCUUUAUCGACUGAAUGACACUUUCGGAGAAAUCCCCGAAGGCCACCUUCCACUCGAUAAAGCUUUCUUUUCACCCUCCAGAAUAAUUGAGGAAGGUGGGAUAGAUCCACUCCUUCGUGGGCUAUUUGGUGUGGCCGCUAAAUUGCGGGUGCCCUCCCAACUGCUCAGUUUAGAGCUGACCGAGAAGCUGUUCUCCACCGCCCACUCUGUGGCCCUGGAUUUGGCCGCCAUCAACAUUCAAAGGGGGCGAGACCACGGGAUCCCUCCGUACACUGACUUCAGAGUUUUCUGCAAUUUGACUUCUGUUGAAAAUUUUCAGGAUCUUCAAAACGAGAUUAAAGAUUCAGAGAUUCGACAAAAACUGAAAAAGUUAUAUGGCACACCAGGCAACAUUGACUUCUGGCCCGCCCUCAUGGUUGAAGACCUGAUCCCUGGUACAAGAGUGGGACCAACACUUAUGUGCCUGUUUGUUACCCAGUUUCAGCGGCUAAGAGAUGGAGAUAGGUUCUGGUAUGAGAAUCCCGGGGUGUUCACUCCCACACAGCUCACUCAGCUGAAGCAGGCGUCACUGGCCCGUGUGCUCUGUGACAAUGGUGACAACAUCCAGCAAGUCCAGGCUGAUGUCUUCGUGAAGGCACAAUACCCACAGGACUACCUGAGCUGCAGUGAGAUACCACAGGUCGAUCUGCGAGUGUGGCAAGACUGCUGCAAAGACUGUAGGAGUAGAGGACAGUUCAGAGCAUUCACACAAGAAUCUCGAAAGAAACGCUCUGCUCAGUACAGCUAUCCUGAUGAGAAAGAUAAGGACUUAAGUGAUCUAAUUAGUAGGCAACAAGAUCACUUGUACAUUGAUGAAGACGGUAGAAACGUGACAUCUCUGGCCAAAGCAAAGUUCAUUCAAGAUUUCAGCAAUUUUGCAGUGGAAAUUCAAAAAACUAUCAAAGGUCUCAGAGAACAGAUAAACAAGCUGGAGGCACGUCUCAGGCAGGCGGGAUGCACAGAUGAUAAAGGGAUUCGAAGAAAAGACAGUGAACACUGGAUGAAAGAGGACUGCAUUAACUGUAUGUGUAAGAGUGGUCAGGUCACCUGUAUGGUGGAGACUUGCCCUCCAGCUCCAUGUCCCAGUCUUGAAUUGGCGAAAGGAACCUGCUGUCCAGUUUGCAGAGACCCAAGAAUGCCCGCUGAUUCCCCUGAGAAACGCUAAGCAAUCUACUGCUCUUGAGCCCUGAACGGGGAAUUUCUCAGGAAAAGGCAGUCAGGCACUUUUAGCCUGUAGUCACACUCCUGGCCCAGAAAUCACUGAUUUAAAACAAAUUAGUUCUUUUAACCCUUCAACAUACUGAAGCUCUUGCCUCUUUUCAUUUUCUAACAUACCUUGAAGUAAUGCAAAAUUAAAGUCUAUAAAGAAGAUAGGGAUUCCUUUAUUGUGAGAAAUAUUUCUUAUUGUAGGCUACCAGUUUUAUAUACUGUACAUGGAAAUAAAAAGGAUUUCAUGCAAUAUUUUUUAAAAAAUCUGAGUAUUGUGGAAAAUUUCUCAUUUCAAAAUUCAGAGAGAUUAUAUGAUCUCCAGGAAUUUUGAGAGAAUGGGUUUUGCACUCAGAGAAAACGUCUGGAAAGAUGUGUGAUAACUUUGACACAUGUAAUACAUGCUGCUUUCUUCACUCCACUCCGUCUCUCACAUCUAGAAACUAGACAAUGGCCAGAUUUUUCUGGAAAGGCACUUACCUUAACCAUCAGUAGGCUCUAACUUCUAGAACAUUAGGGAAAAGCCAGCCAGUGAAAGUAUCAUUAUUUGGAGGAGAUUGCCAUUUUUACAUUUGGCUAGAAAAUACAAACACUAUGAGGGGAAGAGCCUUCAAAGGAGUCUUGCCCAAUGUCUGCCUUACCUCACUUGUCAUUAUUAUCACCAGUGAGAUGUUAAAAUUGAAAUGAUCAAAUCUGAGAAAUUCAGAAGCAAUCUGAAUUUACUAUCUGAAAAAUUGGAAUGGUUUUUUACUUUAACAAACGAUGUUGCUAUGAGGUUUCUUCUAAUUUUGGCAUUCUGUUACAGCAUUUAAAAUACAAUCCAAUAGACAAUAGGUUAGCUAUAUUCAGAAUUGAAUAUUUAGUAAAUUAGGUGAGUUUCACUAAAUAAAUUCUUUUAAAAUACUCUGCAGCCACAGUAUUUGGGGUUGGUUACAGUGGUUGGUAGAUUUCUUUAAGAAAUCCUUUGUUCCAGGACUUUUGAAGAGAGACUUCAUGUAGUGUCGUGCCCAGAGGGGCUCUCAGGGCGAUAACUCUACUGUUUUCCAAUCAUAAAAUAAACAGUUAACACCAGGCACAAUCUCCCAAUAUUUAGAAGUAUUAUGUAAAAUGCAGUAUUCAUUGUAGCGAAAAUAUUUUCAUGGUUUUAGUAUUAUGAGUGAGAAAAGAUGUUUGCGGAUUUUGAUAAUACAUGUAAUUAUUUUAAAAAUGUAUUGGUGAUUCCCUCCCAGGAUCCAAACUAAUUUUUUACUAAAAAGCUUAAGGACAAAACAAUGUGUCCUAAAUGUUUGAUGUUUGAUGCGUUUUUAAGUCCAAAAUAAUUUCUAAUUAUAUUUCAUUUUGAAAGACAAAGCUUAACAAGUCCCAAAAACUUGACAUUUGAUGGCCUUUCAAAGCCCAACAAAGUGAAAUGAAGCUAAACCUCAUGGAAUUAUAAUUUGUUCCUCUGAAACUACAGCAAUCAUAUUGCAAAUGACAAUAACAUAUGUAAUAGUUUAGUUUUCUCACCAUAUUUGUCAUUUUAUCAUUUUAAGUUUAAGCAAGACCUAUAUGGUAACUCCUAUGAUUUUUUUAUACACUGACCAUAU
Messenger RNA from Ailuropoda melanoleuca (giant panda), 10414 nucleotides. It is a transcript of the gene PXDNL, whose product is annotated as peroxidasin like. Gene Ontology annotation, biological process: response to oxidative stress. Gene Ontology annotation, molecular function: protein binding; peroxidase activity; heme binding. The record is from RefSeq and is a predicted model, not a curated record. NCBI's taxonomy places the organism in Eukaryota, Metazoa, Chordata, Mammalia, Carnivora, Ursidae. The transcript has 23 exons. The coding region runs from base 4387 to 8787 and encodes 1466 amino acids.